AUGGCAGCCAAGAAAGAGAUUCUUGUCAUCGGCGGCACUGGUGCCCAAGGAGCACCUGUCGUCAGAGCGCUUGCCGAGAGUGGACGAUACACUGUCCGAGUCCUGGCUCGAAAAAUAGAGUCUUCUCGCGCAAAGGACCUCGCUGCUCUCGUGAAUGUGGCCCUAAUCCAAGGCCAGCAGACUAACCAGCAAGAUUUGCACCGCGCUUUCCGCGGUGUCUACGGCGCUUGA
Messenger RNA from Colletotrichum higginsianum IMI 349063, 231 nucleotides. Its product is annotated as NmrA family protein. The transcript has 2 exons. Lineage: Eukaryota; Fungi; Ascomycota; Sordariomycetes; Glomerellales; Glomerellaceae. The coding region runs from base 1 to 231 and encodes 76 amino acids. The record is from RefSeq and is a predicted model, not a curated record.